Molecule: messenger RNA, 2225 nt
Organism: Moneuplotes crassus
Lineage: Eukaryota; Ciliophora; Spirotrichea; Euplotida; Euplotidae
Source: the annotation of a GenBank genome assembly
AUGUCAGGUGAACGAGGAGACAGUCCAAGUUUUGAAGAAAUCGCAAUAAAAAUAGAACAAGAUGAUUUCCCACAGGGUAAAAGGCUCAAGAAAGCACAAAAAGCAAUCCGGAAGAGAAGCUACAGUAAUGAUGAGACCUUAUUGGAAUACCAAAAGAAUAUUUGUCAGUUUGGGACCUCUGAGGAAGGACUGCUAGUAGCACCAACUUGUGGGAGCAGAAAUAACCAUACUAAGCAAAGACUCGAGCCGAAAAGAGAAUCGAAUAAAUUACCAACUCAUAGUUCAAAGAGAAUCUCUUUUACUGGAAGUUACUCUUCGAAUCAUUGUGAGUCGGUCUCAGGUAUGGAAUCAACAAUAGGAGAGAGUGCCUCUUCUUUGACCUUUAUUCAGUCAUUAAAAGAAUGUCAGACAGAGAGGAGAUCACACAAGGCUUUUAAAGAUAAAGAGUAUACUCAAGAACUAGCAAUGCUAAAAGAUAUGAAUACCUUCAAAGACGACUUGCUCAGAUGCUUCUCAACAAAGCUUAAAACGCUUCAAGCUGAAAAUCAAUCCUUCAGACAACAAGCUGCAAAAGAUAAAUCUCAAAUAGAGAUGUAUAAAGAAGAAUCUAAGGCUUAUCAGGCUAAAAACAACACUUUAAAAUCAAAAUUGCUCCAUUCAGUUAAAUUUAUGACAAAUACCACUUCGAUCAAUGAAGACAGCACCAGCGCCAAUAUUCUACACAAAACCCUCAGAGAAAAUGACGAACUGAAAGAUAAAGUAUCUCAAAUUACUCAGGAAAAUGAGAUACUCCGGAAACUUCUGAACCUUCACCUAGAAAACAACUCUUUCAAAUCUUUCCAAAAUGAAAUCGAGAUCAUGGAAAAAGAGGCUCAAACUGAGAAGGGGCUCAUUCCCAGUACUGUUCAGGAGGACCUUGAAAAGCAGAGUUACAAGCCAAUUCUCAAAACAAGUAUUAGAGACAGAGUAAAAAGAUGAAAGAGAAAGAGAACGGAAAGCUUUCACUACAGUGACUUUGGAGACACUUCCCCUGAAGAUGAAGAAGGACAAGACACUACUUUGAAUAAACUCAGACGGAAAUCUCAGAGGAUAAGCCAAUUCUCCUCGGGUUAUUCUAUGCAAGCUAUUGAGAAUUUAAGGAAGGAAGCAGAAAAUGAACAAUCAGAGGACAAAUCUGCCUUUAGCUCAUCUAGUUCUUCAAAAAGUGAUCAAGGUGAAAAUGAAGAUAAAGAAAAGAUUGAAGACAAAAAAGAGGAUGAAGAAAACCAGCCUGUAGAGCAGAUGAAAUUCGACAAAAGAGCAAAACUUUGACCCCAGAAGAGAGCUAGAAUCAAAUCUAGUGACCAAGUAAACACACUAAAAGGAAUAUCUCCUCUAAAUUUUCAUAAGCGUACUCGUAGCAACGAAUCGAGUGAAGAUGAUUCCUUUGGUUUUAAUCUCAAGAAAGGAGGUGGCUAUAAAAUGUCGAUGAAGGCUCCAGAGAAUAAUGAGGAAUCGACAAAGGAUAAAAAUGAGCUCCCAUCAAGCUGAGAAAAUAAAAUAGAUAUCCCAGAAAAUGAUGAAGCUUAUUUUUCAAGUUUUAAUAAAAACCCGGUUUCAAAUUCAUCUAUAAAGAAGAGAAUAAGGCGUGUCAAUAGUCUUGUUGAUGGAAAGAUAGAUAUUUCAGCAGAGGAUCUCCCAAGCUCUGAUUUUAACAAGCCUACUAAGAUAAGAUACUCGAUUCACAGUAUAAUAGAGGAAGAAAAAUCUAAAUCCUCUAGUUCUACCUCUUCUGUCAAGAGUAGUGAUGACUUAACAUUUUAUUUUAACAUGAAUCCCAAUUCGCUCAAAAGGAAGAAAUCUUCAUUUUGAACAAUGACAUCUGUGGCAUCUCAAGCUCAAGAAUCAGAGAGUGGCGAGAAAACUCCAGGAUCAACUAAGCGACUGCCAUUCUUUAAAAUUAAGAAAUACACUGACUCUCACCUAAAUUUCAUUGGUGAAACUCCAGAUAAAUCAAUAUCUGGAAAGAAGAGGCUUAGAAGGAAAUCAAUGGCAAUUAUUUUAAAAAACCUAGAGUAAGAUACAAUCAAACCUUCUCUAAGACCAGAAGAGGCUGAGGACUUUUUGCUUAAAGUAUUUCUAUCGUUGUUGAUAGUAAUGAUACUGAUGAUAGCAUAACAUUCCUUGAGCCUAGCACUCACUACAAAUCAUGGUUUAAAUUUUAAUAAUUGUACAUAUUUACACUU